Messenger RNA from Ictidomys tridecemlineatus (thirteen-lined ground squirrel), 2349 nucleotides. It is a transcript of the gene Chrna3, whose product is annotated as cholinergic receptor nicotinic alpha 3 subunit. NCBI's taxonomy places the organism in Eukaryota, Metazoa, Chordata, Mammalia, Rodentia, Sciuridae. Gene Ontology annotation, cellular component: postsynaptic membrane. Gene Ontology annotation, biological process: monoatomic ion transmembrane transport. Gene Ontology annotation, molecular function: acetylcholine-gated monoatomic cation-selective channel activity; transmembrane signaling receptor activity. The record is from RefSeq and is a predicted model, not a curated record.
UUUUGAGGGUGAGCUGGACGUUCUUUAUAGAGACAACCUUCUAGCCUAGCGGUCCCCAGUCCCUUGCAGUAGCUGCACACGCCCCGGAAGCCAGGGACAGGGAUUGGCCCCUCUCCUCCCUGGAGGCUGACAGUGCCUGCUUCUAUCUGGUAGGGCGUCGAGCGGUCCGUAGGGUUGCCCAGGGCCCGGGAGGAGGCCGCAGGACUCAGGGACUGGGGACCCGGAGCCCUCUCCCCAUCCGCGCGAGCCCACCUCCUGCAUUCGCCCCGCCCCGCGUGGGGCUCGCGACGCUUCUCUCCGGGUGAUUCGCUCACUCCGGAGCCCCAAGGCCGCCCAGAGGGAAGAGGCUCGUGCGUCCCCGCGGCCGCACGGCUCUGAGUCCGCCGUCUGCACUCGGAGCUGCGCGGAAAGACCUCAGCGUCCAAGUCGGCCGCACCUGCUCCUGACUAUUCGCGUCCGCCCGCCCCGUCCGCGCGGUCCCGGAGAGCGGGGCCGAGCCGACGCGCCAUGGGCACCCGCCGGCUCUCGCCGCCACCGCAGCUGCUGCUGCUGCUACUGCUGCUGCCAGUGGCCAGUAGUUCAGAGGCCGAGCAUCGCCUGUUUGAGCGCCUGUUUGAAGAUUACAACGAGAUCAUCCGGCCUGUGGCCAAUGUGUCUGACCCAGUCGUCAUCCAGUUUGAAGUGUCCAUGUCUCAGUUGGUGAAGGUGGAUGAAGUAAACCAGAUCAUGGAGACCAACCUGUGGCUCAAGCAAAUCUGGAAUGACUACAAGCUGAAGUGGAACCCCUCAGACUACGAUGGGGUGGAGUUCAUGCGUGUACCUGCACAGAAGAUCUGGAAGCCAGACAUUGUGCUGUAUAACAAUGCUGUUGGGGAUUUCCAGGUGGAUGACAAGACCAAAGCUUUACUCAAGCACACAGGUGAAGUGACUUGGAUACCUCCAGCCAUCUUCAAGAGCUCGUGCAAAAUCGAUGUGACCUACUUCCCAUUUGAUUACCAAAACUGCACCAUGAAGUUCGGUUCCUGGUCCUACGAUAAGGCGAAAAUCGACCUGGUCUUGAUUGGCUCUUCCAUGAACCUCAAGGACUACUGGGAGAGUGGUGAGUGGGCCAUCAUCAAAGCCCCAGGUUACAAACAUGACAUCAAGUACAACUGCUGCGAGGAGAUCUACCAGGACAUCACAUAUUCUCUGUACAUCCGGCGCCUGCCCUUGUUCUACACCAUCAACCUCAUCAUCCCCUGCCUCCUCAUUUCCUUCCUCACUGUGCUCGUCUUCUACCUGCCCUCCGACUGCGGAGAGAAGGUGACACUCUGCAUCUCUGUCCUUCUCUCCUUGACCGUGUUUCUACUGGUGAUCACUGAGACCAUCCCAUCCACCUCCCUGGUCAUCCCCUUGAUCGGGGAGUACCUCCUGUUCACCAUGAUUUUCGUCACCUUGUCCAUCGUCAUCACAGUCUUCGUGCUCAACGUGCACUACAGAACCCCAACCACACACACAAUGCCCACCUGGGUGAAGACAGUAUUCUUGAACUUGCUCCCUAGGGUCAUGUUCAUGACCAGGCCGGCCAGCAAUGAAGAAAAUACUCAGAAGCCAAGGCCCUUCUACAGUGCUGAGCUCUCAAAUCUGAAUUGUUUCAGCCGCACAGAAUCCAAAGGGUGCAAGGAAGGCUACCCCUGCCAAGAUGGGAUGUGUGGCUACUGCCACCACCGCAGGAUCAAAAUCUCAAAUUUCAGCGCAAACCUCACUAGAAGCUCCAGUUCUGAAUCUGUUGAUGCUGUGUUGUCCCUCUCUGCCCUGUCACCAGAAAUCAAAGAAGCAAUUCAAAGUGUCAAAUAUAUUGCCGAAAAUAUGAAAGCACAGAAUGAAGCCAAGGAGAUUCAAGACGACUGGAAAUAUGUUGCCAUGGUGAUUGAUCGCAUUUUUCUAUGGGUUUUCAUCUUGGUGUGCAUUUUAGGGACAGCAGGAUUGUUUCUGCAACCCCUGAUGGCCAGGGAUGAUGCGUAAGCACUGACCUGUGUUUGCCUGAGGCUUACCUGUGUGUGUUUUGAGGGAGGGAGAUGUCUGUUUCUUAAUAGUAAUACAUUUUCUGUUACCAUGCUACCAGCUUUGAUUUUGGCAUUUCAAGAUUUACUUAUUGCCCUGGUUUUUGGCCAAAAAGGAAAGGAAAAAAUCAUGCAAAGAAACCCAACAAGAAUACUUAUAUGUAUAAAUGAACAUUUAGUCUUUUUGACAAGAUAAAGAAAUGUUAAAAUAUAAAUUAUUCUACCUGGGCAUGGUGGCACAUAUUGUAGUUCUAGUGACUCAGGAGGCUAAGGCAGAAGAACAAAUUUUGAGGCCAGCCUCAAGAAC